AGUUUUUCUGCAAACUAAAUAUUAUUUAUUAAGUUGUGAGUUGUAUGGUAUUGGUCAGUAGGGAUAAGCUUGUCAAUUCAAUUCCAACUCAUAUGUUUCUACUUACCUUUGGCAAACGUGUAUUUAAAGGUUUAAUGUUGCUUUCACAUGUUCAUAUAAAUAACAUAACCGAAUGCCCGGUGAAGUUUGGUACUCCUGAAUUUGUAUGCCUCUUUUAUGUAGUUAUAUAAGUUCGUUGUUGUAGCUAUUUACAACCAAGUUGGUGCACUCUUCUUGUUAUAUAUACAAAUGCAACUUUUGGUCCAAUAGCUUCCCUGGAAUGAAUGAAUAUAUAUUGUUAAUUUGUAGAGAAAACUGGAUGUGAAUUUUGUGGUAAUUCAAUUUAAUGGGCUGCUUUUGUUCAACUUCAAAGAAUGUUAAAACACCUGGCUAUGAGGAUCCCACAAUUCUUGCUUCUGAAACACCUUGUGAGUAUCCAUCCAUCUUCAUCAUUAACCGUUACUGUGAGUGAAGUAGAGGCGUUAUAUGAACUCUUUUUGAAGUUAAGCAAUUCAAUUAUUGAAGAUGGUCUUAUUCAUAAGGAAGAAUUCCAGCUAGCACUCUUCAGGAAUGAGAAUGAGAAAAAUCUAUUUGCAGACAGGAUUUUUGACUUAUUUGAUGUCAAGCGCAACGGCGUUAUUGAGUUUGGUGAAUUUGUUCGAUCUCUUGGUGUUUUUCAUCCAAAUGCGGCUUUAGAAGACAAAAUUGCAUUUGCUUUUAGGUUGUAUGAUCUGAGGCAAACAGGGUACAUUGAAAGAGAAGAGUUAAAGGAAAUGGUGUUGGCACUUCUACAUGAAUCAGAUCUUGUGCUUUCAGACGACAUGAUAGAGGCUAUUGUGGAUAAGACAUUUAAAGAUGCUGAUACAAAAGAUGAUGGAAGGAUUGAUCAAGACGAGUGGAAAGCUUUUGUCUCUCAACAUCCAUCUUUGAUAAAGAACAUGACCCUUCCAUAUCUAAAGGAUAUUACCUUAGCAUUUCCCAGUUUUAUUGCAAGAACAGAAGUUGAAGACUCAGAGAGGGGACUAACUGGGGAGGAGCAAAUAGUGACUACAGUUUAAUCACUUGAACAACUCUAGUACAAGUUUAGCUUUUAUACAUCUAUGUAUUUAUGUAUAUAUACAGGAGAGACGUUAUCAAAGAGAAGUAGACCAUGUAGUGUAAAACUUGGCCAUGGUUCAACUUAAGAGGUUAGAGAUAAGAGAUUAAUUGUGCUAGAAAGAUAUUGACCUAGUUCCAAUAACAAUAAAUAGGACUAUUAUUGUCUAUUGCUUGGAUAUUCGAAUUUGUAGCACCAAAAUUUUGUAAAAGUUACACUUUAAAGCUUCAAUAAAAUUACGUGUCACAAUGGUUUUAUCAAAGUUAUUGUGAUUACAUACA
Medicago truncatula (barrel medic) is the source of this 1416-nucleotide messenger RNA. RefSeq names its product calcineurin B-like protein 7. The record is from RefSeq and is a predicted model, not a curated record. The coding region runs from base 414 to 1097 and encodes 227 amino acids. The transcript has 9 exons. Lineage: Eukaryota; Viridiplantae; Streptophyta; Magnoliopsida; Fabales; Fabaceae. Gene Ontology annotation, biological process: calcium-mediated signaling. Gene Ontology annotation, molecular function: kinase binding; calcium ion binding.